CUCCCCCUCCCCUUCCCUCCCCGUCGCGUUGGUUCGCUCCUCCUCCCUGGGCUGUUGAUGCGGAACUGGCUGGGCGGCUUUUGGCUGGGGAGCGCGAGCUGCGUGCGCGAGGAGGAGGAGGAGGAGGGUGGCGAAGGCGGCGGGGCCUCCACUGACAGAUUGAUGACACAAUUUCCACGAGCUUUCUCUUCACCAAUGGCAUUAUCAGAAGUUUGCUGGACUAAUGAAUGAAAAGUUCACUGAGAUGACAUAGUGAAGGAAGCAAGACCAUGGUGCAGCGGAAGAGGAGCUGCCCUCGCCUACUUGAUUACCUUGUGAUUAUUGGAGCCAGGCAACCAAGCAGUGAUAGUGUGGCACAGACACCCGAACUACUGCGUCGUUAUCCUUUAGAGGAUCACACUGAUUUCCCACUUCCUCCAGAUGUAGUCUUCUUCUGUCAGCCUGAGGGAUGUUUAAGUGUUCGCCAGAAGCGUAUGAGUUUGCGAGAUGACACUUCCUUUGUUUUUGCACUCACAGAUAAAGAUACAGGAGUCACUCGCUAUGGAAUAUGUGUCAAUUUCUAUCGCUCCUUUCAGAAGCGUUUGCCCAAGGAGAAGGGGGACGGCAGUGGUGGACAUCGUGUCCGAGAUGGGCAGAAAGCACCCAAAUCUGGGGAUGCUUCCACUGCUCAAGAAGAGAAAGGGAAUGAGAGUUCAGAAAGUGGUGGUUCUCUGCAGCCACCAAGCACAGAGUCUGCCUCUGAUGGGAAUCGAUCACCUCGGAGUAAACGUUCAUCCAAAGGCACUCACCGCUCCCGUAACAGCACCCUGACCUCACUCUGCAUCAUUAGCCACUAUCCAUUUUUCUCUACAUUUCGUGAAUGUCUGUAUACUCUGAAGAGACUGGUGGACUGCUGCAGUGAAAGACUGUUAGGAAAGAAGUUGUCGAUCCCACGAGGAGUGCAAAGGGAUACAAUGUGGCGAAUAUUCACAGGCUCCCUUCUCGUGGAAGAGAAAUCCAGUGCAUUGCUACAUGAUUUGCGUGAAAUUGAAGCCUGGAUCUAUCGACUGCUCCGUUCCCCUGUGCCUGUUGCUGGCCAGAAGCAUGUGGAUGUGGAAGUCUUGCCACAUGAAUUGCAGCCAGCCUUGACGUUUGCUCUCCCUGACCCAUCCCGGUUCUCUCUGGUGGAUUUCCCUUUGCAUCUGCCCUUGGAGCUGUUAGGCGUGGAUGCCUGUUUGCAGGUGUUGUCUUGUAUUCUCCUAGAACACAAGGUAGUGCUGCAAUCCCGGGACUAUAAUGCCCUCUCCAUGUCUGUGAUGGCAUUUGUGGCUAUGAUAUACCCGCUGGAGUACAUGUUCCCUGUGAUUCCACUCCUUCCUACUUGCAUGGCUUCUGCAGAACAGCUACUUCUGGCCCCAACGCCCUAUAUAAUUGGAGUUCCAGCCAGCUUCUUCCUUUACAAACUAGAUUUUAAAAUGCCAGAUGAUGUAUGGCUAGUUGAUCUGGACACCAAUAAGGUUAUUGUUCCUACAAACGCUGAGUUACUGCCUGUUUUGCCAGAACCUGAAGCUUUGGAAUUGAAAAAACACCUGAAACAGUGUCUGGUUAGCAUGACUGCAAUCACUCAGCAACAGCUGCUCACGCCUGACAAAAAGGCUUUGGCCAGCAUGAGUUUGAAUACCCAGCCCAUCCUUAACCUAGAAAAGUUUCAUGAAAGUCAAGAGAUCCCACUACUUUCGGGAAAACCUCAGAAUGACCUUCAGUCCACACCUUCUACAGAAUUCAACCCCCUGAUCUAUGGCAAUGAUGUAGAUUCAGUGGAUGUGGCCACAAGGGUUGCCAUGGUAAGAUUCUUCAAUUCGCCAAAUGUUCUACAAGGAUUCCAGAUGCAUACACGUACACUUCGCCUCUUUCCUCGACCAGUGGUGGCAUUUCAGGCCAAUUCCUUCUUGGCCUCACGGCCAAAGCAGACAGCCUUUGCAGAAAAAUUGUCCAAGACUCAGGCAGUGGAAUACUUUGGGGAAUGGUCACUCAAUCCCACUAAUUAUGCUUUCCAAAGAAUUCAUAACAAUAUGUUUGACCCAGCUCUGAUUGGUGAUAAGCCAAAGUGGUAUGCUCAUCAACUGCAGCCAAUUCAUUACCGUGUCUAUGAUAGCAAUUCUCAGCUGGCUGAAGCACUUAGUGUCCCAGUAGAGAGAGAAACAGAUUCUGAUCCUACUGAUGAUAGCGGCAGUGACAGUGUGGACUACGAUGACUCCAGCUCUUCCUAUUCAUCCCUUGGUGACUUUGUUAGUGAAAUGAUGAAAUGUGACAUCAAUGGUGACACUCCAAAUGUGGAUCCACUAACUCAUGCUGCUUUGGGGGAUGCAAGUGAAGUGGAAUUUGAUGAUUUCCAGGAGUACUCGGGUGAUAUAGAUGAACAGGCCCCAGAUAGUGAGAACUCUCAAGACAAUAACCAGCCUCGAUCAAGUUCAAGCACUACUGCCAGUAGUAGCCCCAGCACUGUCAUCCAUGGGGUGAACCAUGAAUCUGCUGAUUCCGCAGAGAUGGAGGAGAAGUUAAUAGCUGGAUUUUCAAACCACCUUCCCAGUUUGCCUUUGCAAUCAAACUUUCCCAAGAUGGCCAUUGAUCGUCGUGAUGGUGAGAGUACUACAAACAUGGAAGGAAUAGUGAAGAAACGGGAGUAUGAUAAUCCAUACUUUGAACCACAGUAUGGGUUCCCAACAGAGGAGGAUGAUGAUGAACAGGAGGAAAGCUAUACACCAAGGUUCAAUCAGAACCUCAAUGGCAGUAGGCCCCUGAAGCCUCUGCGUCCCAGCAGUUUGAAGCUAGGCAAUGAUUCUGAUGCAGAAUCAGAUUCUCAUGCCAGUUCCCCGAAUUCUACGAUCUCUAACAACAGCAGUGAAGGUUUUGGGGGAAUUAUGUCUUUUGCCAGUAGUCUAUACAAGAACCACAGUACAAGCUUUAGUCUGUCCAAUUUAGCACUUCCAACCAAAGCUGGGAGGGACAAAAACACUCCAUUUCCCAGUCUGAAAGUAUUUGGGCUAAAUACUAUAAUGGAGAUUAUUACUGAAGCUGGGCCAGUAAGCAAUGAAGGAAACCGGCGAGCACUUGUUGAUCAGAAAUCUUCUGUCAUAAAGCACAGCCCUACAGUAAAAAGAGAAUCUCCUUCACCUCAGGGACGAACUGGAAAUUCCAGUGAAAACCAGCAGUUCUUGAAAGAGAUGGUGCACAAUGUCCUAGAUGGACAAGGAAUUGGCUGGUUUCAUAUGAAGAGAGUCCGUCGUCUUCUGGAAAGUGAGCAGCUCCGUGUGUUUGUAUUAAGCAAACUUAAUCGCACCAUUCAGUCAGAGGAAGAUGCACGACAGGACGUGGUCCAGGAUGUGGAGAUCAGCCGCAAGGUUUAUAAAGGGAUGCUGGAUUUGCUGAAGUGUACCGUGUCAAGUCUUGAACUAUCAUAUACAAAUGCAGGACUUGGGGGCAUGGCGAGUGUCUUUAACCUUCUGGAAAUAGCUCAUACUCACUACUAUAACAAAGAACCAGAGAAAAGAAAAAGAAGCCCAACAGAUGGAGCAAUCACUCCAGUUGGCAAGGAGCAUAUUUUAGCCACGAGGGUGGAAUCGAAACCCAAGGUGCAUCUGCCGGUACCCCAGCUUAUGCCACGGGCACCAAGUCCCGCAGGGAAAGGGCCAAGCGAGUUUGACACAAGGAGUCUAAAGGAGGAGAAUUUUGUAGCUUCUAUUGAAUUGUGGAACACGCAUCAGGAAGUGACAAAGCAAAAAGCUUUGGAAAAACUGAGAUCAGAAGGUACAAAGCACAUCUUUGAUGUGGGAGAGACAGAUGAGAAAAAAUCGCAGAUCAGUGCAGACAGUGGUGUGAGCUUAACCUCCAGCUCCCAGAAAAGUGAUCUGGAUUCUGCCACAAGUGUUGGACCUGUUGUUAUGAUCCGAAGCACCAGCCAAGAUUCUGAAGUUAGCACAGUGGUGAGCAACAGUUCUGGAGAGACACUAGGAGCAGACAGUGAUUUGAGCAGCAAUGCGGGUGAUGGCCUUGGUGGAGAGAGUAGUGGAAACCUAACAGGAUCACGAGGCACUGUAUCAGAUAGUGAAAUUGAGACUAAUUCUGCCACUAGCUCUAUCUUUGGUAAAUCUCAUAAUUUGAAGCAGACAAUAAAAGAUAAUAAACCCAGCAGUCUGGCAAGAGCUGCAGAAGAUUCAAGUCAACGUGUUUAUCUCUGUGAGGGUCUUCUGGGGAGGGAUAAAGGAUCUGUCUGGGACCAGUUAGAGGAUGCUGCCAUGGAAACCUUCUCUAUGAGUAAAGAACGCUCCACACUGUGGGACCAGAUGCAGUUCUGGGAAGAUGCUUUUCUGGAUGCUGUGAUGUUAGAGAGAGAAGGAAUGGGAAUGGACCAAGGACCUCAAGAAAUGAUUGACAGGUAUUAUUCUUUAGGAGAUCAUGACCGAAAGCGUUUAGAAAAUGAUGAAGAUCGUCUGUUGGCUACACUACUUCACAAUAUGAUAGCUUACAUGCUUAUGAUGAAGGUACAAAAGGGUGAUAUUAGGAAGAAGGUACGCCGUUUGAUGGGGAAAUCUCACAUUGGCCUCGUGCAUAGUCAAGAAAUAAAUGAAGCACUUGACAAAAUUUCUAACAUGAAUGGCAGAGAGCUUGCAAUUCGACCCAGCGGUAGUAGAUACAUCAAGAAGCAAACAUUUGUUGUACAUGCUGGAACAGAUACAACGGGAGACAUCUUUUUCAUGGAGGUAUGUGAUGAUUGUAUUGUGCUGAGGAGCAACAUUGGUACUGUGUACGAGCGCUGGUGGUAUGAAAAGCUCAUUAAUAUGACAUACUGUCCCAAAACAAAAGUACUUUGUCUGUGGAGAAGGAAUGGCCAAGAGACGCAACUGAACAAGUUCUACACCAAAAAGUGCCGGGAAUUAUAUUAUUGUGUAAAAGAUAGCAUGGAGCGCGCAGCUGCAAGACAACAAAGCAUAAAACCAGGCCCUGAAUUGGGCGGGGAGUUCCCAGUGCAAGAUAUGAAGACUGGUGAAGGAGGGCUUCUUCAAGUCACACUUGAAGGAAUUAACCUGAAAUUCAUGCACAGUCAGGUUUUCAUAGAGCUGAAUCACAUUAAAAAGUGCAAUACAGUGCGAGGAGUCUUUGUCCUGGAAGAAUUUGUUCCUGAAACUAAAGAAGUGGUGAGCCACAAGUACAAGACACCAAUGGCUCAUGAGAUCUGCUACUCCGUGUUGUGUCUUUUCUCUUACGUGGCUGCAGUUCGUGGGAAGGAAGCAGAAAGCAAAAGCAAACCUCCUCGUCCAGUGUCCAGCUGAUCCAGGGUCACUGAUAGGAAAUGUGUUAGCGUGUAAUACUCCCAAUUUCUGUUGUUCUUACAGGAAUUCAUAUAACCAUCUCCAAUGCAAAUGUUUUUUUGUUUAGUUGACCUGCAACUUCCCUUGCAAAAAUCAGACAUCACUAUUCAGUCCUGUGCUGAAACUGUUUUCUCUAGCAUUUCUGAGUAUUGGCUUCCCUUAUACAAUGUUAUGAUCUGUUCUUGCCAGCCUUGGAAUUAACUUUCCUAGGCAAUUAGCUCACAAUGAGGUUCAGUUGCUUUUAUUUUCAGUGGUAGCAUUCUUAUUUGUAAUCUAUUUAUAGACUCAAGCCUCUGUGUUCAGGUUUACUAUUUUGCCCACAGUGGGUAUCCGCUCAGACUUGCCUGGGUCACCUAUUGUUGCUGCUGUUGAAGUGCUAUGCUCUUCAUUAUUUUGUUCUUUACUUAUGCUUGUCAACAUGGAAUUUCUGCCACAUGACCUUUCUGUGUUCUUGAGCACCUCCAACCAUUCUACAGAAAGGCAUGUUUUUUUUCUGAGAAUGGAAACAAAACUACACAUUAAUUAUUGUGUCUUUAGAGAAAUAGUUAGAAAUCAUGAUGGCAGAAGGGAAUAGGCAAGCCUCUCAAGACUGAUAUGCAUGUACUGUACAUAGUCUUUUAAUUGGAAGACUACCAGCCUGGUAACAUUCCAGUAGUUUAUCUUAUAUGUGCUCAUAGUGAUAGAUGCAAUUCUUCAUGAUAACUGUACAGAAUUGAGAAAAGGGAAAAAAAAGUCAUAAACAUGAAGAAUAAAAUGAAAGAAAGGGAAAACUAAUCAAAACAGAGAAAGUCCUCUUGGUUGAAAAAUGACAUUGUUAUCCAAAGCACAAUCAGUUCUGUUUUAUGGUGUUGGAAACUCAUCUGGUUAUGAAAAUAAUUUUGAGGAAUACAAGUUUAUCAAUAGCACUCUUCCAAGGCUCUUUGUAGUCACUGUUUCUGUCUAAACUGUACUUCAGGGAGGAGAAUCAUGCAGCCUUCCAGAUCAGAGGUUCUCAACCUGGGGUCCCCAGAUGCUUUUGGCCUUCAACUCCCAGAAAUCCUAACAGCUGGUAAACUGGCUAGGAUUUCUGGGAGUUGUUGGCCAAAAACUGGGGACCCCAGGUUGAGAGCCACUGCUCCAGAUGAUGUUGGAUUGCAACUCCCAGCAUUCCUCAUCGUUGAUUAUUGCCAGUGCUUCUGGAAGUUGCUGUUCACUGUCACCUGGAAGGCCACAUGAGUGGCCCUUGCUGUAUAUGUAUAUCAAAUAAUUUUGCAAAAACCGUGCUACUGUGCAAUGAAGCCUCCCUCCCAGAUAAAGUAUCCAGGUGACACUUUAUUUCUUAGUAUGUUGAAAAAUGAAUGUCUGAGAUGUCUUUUCUUUUUAGUGGACUCUAAUGCAAAAAAUGCACCAGGGUGCUUGGAAGAGAGGAUCUACAGUAUGUAAUGAACUCUAGAACAUAUGACUCUCUAACUUUUGUUGGAGUGCUAAAAAGAAGUAACAAAAUCAAGUAAAUGAGUUUACUCCAUACCGUUUGGCCUGUGAAUGGAUUGCAUUAUGAAAUAGUUGAAUGGAAAGAUGUAAAUAUUUCCGUACCACAUCUAUUUAUAGAAAAGUGUACAGUUGUGUGGAUGUGAAAAAUAAACUACCCUUAAACUAC
This is a messenger RNA of Anolis carolinensis (green anole), 6984 nucleotides long. RefSeq names its product MAP kinase activating death domain (gene madd). Gene Ontology annotation, biological process: regulation of apoptotic process; regulation of Rab protein signal transduction. Gene Ontology annotation, molecular function: guanyl-nucleotide exchange factor activity. The record is from RefSeq and is a predicted model, not a curated record. The coding region runs from base 270 to 5309 and encodes 1679 amino acids. Gene Ontology annotation, cellular component: cytosol. NCBI's taxonomy places the organism in Eukaryota, Metazoa, Chordata, Lepidosauria, Squamata, Anolidae. The transcript is spliced from 37 exons.